Carya illinoinensis is the source of this 7430-nucleotide messenger RNA. RefSeq lists its product as uncharacterized. Gene Ontology annotation, molecular function: ATP hydrolysis activity; ADP binding. Lineage: Eukaryota; Viridiplantae; Streptophyta; Magnoliopsida; Fagales; Juglandaceae. The record is from RefSeq and is a predicted model, not a curated record. The transcript is spliced from 10 exons. The coding region runs from base 132 to 6611 and encodes 2159 amino acids.
GGAAGAUACCGGAAGCAAGUGGAAGAUGGCGGAAGCAACUGGAAGAUGGCGGAAGCAAAUGUGAAUGCAAGCUCAACUAGCCACCAUUUUUGACCCAUAAAAGUCCAUAAAAGUGGCUUUACCGCUACAGAAUGGAGAUCGUUAUUGCAAUUGCAGCGAAAAUUGCAGAGUACACUGUUGGACCAGUUGGACAGUGGCUAUGUUAUUCAUGUCACUUCAACAUCAACAUAGAGAAUCUGAAGAAUCAGGAAAAGAAUUUGCGGGAUGCUAAGAACAGGGUGCAACACUUGAUUGAUGCCGCUUCAAGAAAUGGCGAGGAAAUUGAAGAUGAUGUUAAAACGUGGUUGAUAAGGGCAGAUCAUAUUACAGAGUUGGCCACCACGAAACUUCAUGAAAUCGAAGAAGAAGCAGGUACAGGGAGCUCUAAUGCGGCAUGCCUAAACUUGAAACAUCGACAUCAAUUAAGUCGGGAAGCAAAGAAGAUUGCGGAAAAUAUUGCCGAACUUGUUAAAAAUGGAAAUUUUGAUAGAGUUUCAUAUCGUCCUGCUUCAGAAGGAAUGGAGAUGACAAGAAACAUGGAUUACAAUUACAUGGCCAUGGUGUCAAGAAUGACAAUGGUGAAGGAGAUUAUGGAGGCAUUGGGAAAUGCUGAUAUCGACAAGAUCGGGGUGUGGGGGAUGCCUGGAGUUGGAAAGAGUACUCUGAUGAAAGAAAUUGCCAGACAAGCCAAGGAAGAAAAGUUAUUCAAUGAGGUGGUUAUGACAAUGGUGACAAAUAGCCCAGAUGUAAGGCGAAUUCAAGGAGCGAUUGCAUACAAACUAGAUCUAAAUUUUGAUCAAGAAGCUGAUGAAAAAGAUAGAGCAAGUCAUCUGCAACGGAGGCUAUCAAAAGACAAGAAGGUGCUUGUUAUCCUGGAUGAUAUAUGGAAGGCAUUUGAUUUACAGGAAAUGGGAAUUCCUUCCAAAGGAUGCAAAGUAGUAAUGAUAUCCAGAGAUCGUGAUGUAUUAAUUAGUGGAAUGGACACCCAAAAAGCAAUUCAUGAACUUAAAAUUUUACAGAAAGACGAAGCAUGGAACUUAUUUGAGAAGAUGGCUGGUGAUUCUUUCCAAGAUCGGCCUGAAGUGAGAGGCAUAGCAACUAAGAUAGCUGAAAAGUGCGCGGGUCUUCCUAUUGCACUUGUAAUAGUUUCAAAGGCAUUAAAAAAUAAGAGUUUGGGAAUCUGGAAGGAUGCCCUGGUGCAACUAACAAGACCCGCUCCAGAAAAUGACUCAAAAAUAUGGUCACCCAUCUAUUCUUGUAUACAUCUGAGUUAUGAACAUCUUGUUGGUGAAGAGGUCAAAUCCCUCUUUUUACUCUGUGCUCAACAAGAUUACUACAUUUUCUACCAAGAUUUGUUGAGAUAUGGUUUCGGUUUGGGUUUAUUCCUCAACAUUUAUACAUUGGAAGAAGCAAGAAACAGACUAGAAAGUUUACUUAGUAAUCUCCAAGAUUCUUGUUUGCUACUAGAAAGUCCACAUAGCUCCAAGGAAUUUAACAUGCAUGAUCUUGUUCGUGAUGUUGCUAAAAUAAUUGCAUCAAAGAAUCAUAAUAUGUUUGUCAUGAGAGAUGAUGGUGGGCAAAAAGCAUGGCCAGAUGUGGAUGCACUAAAUAGAUGUGAGGCGCUCUCUAUUCAUGGUGGAGAUAUCCAUAAACAUCCCAAUAAAAUGGAAUGCCCUAAAUUAAGAUUCUUUCACGUCGACUGUAAAGACACACUUAAUUUGAAAAUCCCGAACAUUUUCUUCCAAGGAAUGGAAAAGCUUGAAGUUCUGAGUUUGAGAAAUAUGCAACUUUCAUCACUUUUUCCACUUACAAACCUACAAACAUUGUGUCUAGAUGGAUGUAUGUUGGGAGAUAUUCAUGGGAUUGGAGAACUCAAGAAUUUAGUAAUUCUUAGUCUUGCUCGUUCUGAUAUUUCAAAUCUGCUAAGAGAAAUAGGGUCUCUGACUCGUUUGCGGUUAUUGGAUUUGAGCAAUUGUUCCAAACUUAGAGUGAUUCCUCCUAAUGUCUUGUCAAGCUUGGUCAACUUAGAAGAAUUGUAUAUGCGAAAAACCUAUGUCCAAUGGGAGGUUGAAGGACCCAGCAAUGAAGGAAAAAAUGCUAGCCUUGCAGAGUUGAAAAAAUUGUCACACUUGAUCACCUUAGAGAUACAUAUUCGAAAUGGCAUGAAGCUACCGAAAGAUUUGUUUUCUAAAAAGCUUGAGAGAUACAAGAUACGCAUUGGAGAUAUCAUGCCAUGGGAAACAUUUAACGGGGCCACCUUCUCAAGAACGUUAAAACUCAAACUGAAUGGAAGCUUCCAAUUGGACUCUGGGAUCAAAAUGCUACUGAAGAGGACAGAAUAUCUUUAUUUAGACGAAUCGAAUAGAACUGAGAGUGUCUUAUAUGAAUUAAAUAGAGAAGAUUUUCAACAACUGAAGCAUCUCCAUAUCCAAAAUAGUGGUAAUAUUAAGCAUAUCCCUAAGUUGAGGACACCGGCUAUUGCCUUUCCUAUCCUGGAGACAUUUGUUUUGAAACAUAUGAUCAGCUUGGAAGAAAUUUGUCAGGGCAACCUUCCAUUCACAUCUUUCAAAAGCUUGAAAGUUUUAAAUGUGGAAAACUGUAAGAAAUUAAGAUUUAUCUUCUCAUCAUCUAUAGCCAGAGGCCUUUCACUACUUGAAGAAUUGAACAUAACAAGAUGCAACAACGUGGGUGCAAUAUUCAUGAAAGAAGAAGAAGACGGAAUAGAAGAUCAGGAAGAUAUGAUGUUGUUCGGUCGACUUCAAACCUUAGUGCUAAAGGAUCUUCCAAAGCUCGUGGGCUUCCUAAGCACAAAAGAUUCAUUCAUGACUGAUUGCAGAGAAACCAAUUCGGAGGGCAACCAUGAUCUUCAGUUACCGCUUCUACAUCAUCAUCAGCUUUCCUUCCCUAAUUUGAAAAUACUGCAUCUGAGAGGUCUGUCCAAAAUAAAGCAUGUUUGGAGUAACGUUAACGGAUGUGAGAGUUUGAAGUCUCUCGAGAUACAUGAUUGUGGGGCAAUGGAGGAAAUUGUCGCCAGAGAAGACGGGACAGAUCCAACAACUAGGCUUUUGUUCCCCAGCCUAAAUUAUCUAAGGCUAGAUGGGUUGCCAAAACUGAAGUGGUUUUUCCAAGGGGUGUGUACUUUGGAAUCAUCGUCGUCCAAGGAAUUACAUGGGCAGGGAGGCACACUUUUCGGGCCUGAAGAGAUCGCCUUUCCUAAUUUGACGAAUCUAAAUCUACGCAAUCUACCCAAAAUAAAGCAUGUAUGGAAUAAAGAUCCCCAAACAAUUCUCAGGUUUCAGAAUCUACAGCAUAUAACUGCUAGUAGAUGUAAGAGACUUAAAAGUUUGUUUCCAGCCUCCGUCGGUAGUUGUCUUAAGCAAUUGAAGACAAUUACAAUUGAUGAUUUCUGUGGAAUGGAAGAAAUUGUUAAGGUUGAAGGAGGAGAAGCAGCGAGAAGGACAUUGGUGUUCGUGUUCCCUCAAGUAACUUAUUUGUCUCUUUCAUAUUUACCGAGACUUGAGUGUUUUUACAAGGGAGUGCAUAUUUCAAAAUGGCCGAUGCUGAAAAAGAUUAAGAUUGAAAAAUGCAAUAAAGUUGAGGUAUUUGCUUCCGGACUUGUGAGUGAAGAAACAGUUGAAAAGAGGCAAUCUCAGAUGUCAAUUAAACAACCCAUUUUCUUGGUGGAUGAGAUGUCAUUCCCAAGCUUGGAGAUAUUGAACAUUUCUAUAAUGAAAAAGUUGGAGAUCAUAUGGUACGGGCUAGUCGCCGCAAGUCCAACUAGACUAGAUAUAAGUAACUGUGAUUCCUUAGAAGCUGUAUAUGAAGAACAUGAGGGGCAAGAUGGUAAGGAAUCCCAUGCUUUAACAACGACUCAACUUCUAAGAGCGAUGUCUUUGUAUUCUCUACCAAAAAUGAGAAACAUAUGGAAUAUCAAGGACUGCCAUCAACGCCAUAUGUACAGCUUUCCAAAUCUACUUGAUAUUGAUGUUAAGGGAUGUGAGAGUUUGAAAAGUUUGUUUCCAGCAGCCUCAGUUGCUGCAAGUCUCCCGCAAUUGCAGUCUCUAAAGAUACAUGAUUGUGGGGUAAUGGAGGAAAUUGUGGCCAGAGAAGACGGGGCAGAUCCAUCAACGAGGCUUUUAUUCCCCAGCCUAACUCUUCUAAGACUUGAUGGGUUGCCAAAACUCGAGUGGUUUUUCCAAGGGGUGCGUACUUUGGAAUCGUCGUCGUCGUCCAAGGAAUUACAUGAGCAGGGAGGCACACUUUUCGGGAUUGAAGAGGUUGCCUUCCCUAAUUUGACAAAACUGCGUCUACGCUGUCUACCCAAAAUAAAGCAUGUAUGGAGUAAAGACCCCCAAACAAUUCUCAGGUUUCAGAAUCUACAAAAAAUAACUGUUCAGAAAUGUGCAAGUCUUAAAAGUUUGUUUCCAACCUUGGUCGAUGGAUGUCUUAAGCAAUUGAAGAAAAUUAGUAUUCAUAACUGUGGGGUGGAGGAAAUUGUUGGGGCUGAAGGAGGAGUAGUGGGAAGGACGUUGGUGUUCGUGUUCCCUCAAGUAACUUCUUUCUAUCUUGAAAAUUUAUCGAGACUUGAGUGUUUUUACAAGGGAGUGCAUAUUUUAAAAUGGCCGAUGCUGAAAAAGAUGAAGAUUGAAAAAUGCGAUAGAGUUGAGGUAUUUGCUUCCGGACUUGUCAAUUUUGAAGAAUCAGUUGAAGAGAAACAAUCUCAUAUGUCAAUUAAACAAUCCAUUUUCUUGGUGAAUGAGAUGUCAUUCCCGAGCUUGGAGAUAUUGAAAAUUCGUCGAAUGGAAAAGUUGGAAAUUAUAUGGAAUAUGAAGGACUCCCAUCAACGCCAUAUGUACAGUUUUCCAAAUCUACUUGAUAUUGAUGUUAAGGGAUGUGAGAGUUUGAAAAGUUUGUUUCCAGCAGCCUCAGUUGCUGCAAGUCUCCCGCAAUUGCAGUCUCUAAAGAUACAUGAUUGUGGGGUAAUGGAGGAAAUUGUCGCCAGAGAAGACGGGACAGAUCCAACAACUAGGCUUUUGUUCCCCAGCCUAAAUUUUCUAAGCCUUGAUGAGUUGCCAAAACUCAAGUGGUUUUUCCAAGGGCUGCAUACUUUGGAAUUGUCGCUGUCCAAGGAAUUACAUGAGCAGGGAGGCACACUGUUCGGGAUUGAAGAGGUUGCCUUCCCUAAUUUGACAGAAUUGCAUCUAUGUUGUCUAGCCAAAAUAAAGCAUGUAUGGAGUAAAGAUCCCCAAACAAUUCAGAGGUUUCAAAAUCUACAAAAAAUAAUUGCUUGGAAAUGUGCGAGUCUUAAAAGUUUGCUUCCAGCCUCGGUCGAUGGAUGUCUGAAGCAAUUGAAGAAAAUUAUAGUUUAUGAUUGUGGGGUGGAGGAAAUUGUUGGGGCUGAAGGUGGAGAAGUAGUGGGAAGGACGUUGGUGUUCGUGUUUCCUCAAGUAGCUUAUUUGUAUCUCGCAAAUUUACCGAGACUUGAGUCUUUUUACAAUGGAGUGCAUAUUUCAAAAUGGCCGAUGCUAAAGAAAAUGUCGAUUGAAGGAUGCAAGAAAGUUGAGGUAUUUGCUUCUGGACUUGUGCGUGAAGAAACAGUUGAAAAGAGGCAAUCUCAAAUGUCAAUUAAACAACCCAUUUUCUUGGUGGAUGAGAUGUCAUUCCCGAGCUUGGAGAUAUUGAAAAUUCGUCGAAUGGAAGAGUUGGAAAUGAUAUGGAAUAUGAAGGACUGCUAUCAACGCCAUAUGUACAGCUUUCCAAAUCUACUUGAAAUUAAUGUUAAGGGAUGUGAGAGUUUGAAAAGUUUGUUUCCAGCAGCCUCAGUUGCUGCAAGUCUCCCGCAAUUGCAGUCUCUAAAGAUACAUGAUUGUGGGGUAAUGGAGGAAAUUGUCGUCAGAGAAGACGGGACAGAUCCAACAACUAGGCUUUUGUUCCCCAGCCUAAAUUUUCUAAGCCUUGAUGAGUUACCAAAACUCAAGUGGUUUUUCCAAGGGUUGCGUACUUUGGAAUCGUCGCUGUCCAAGGAAUUACAUGAGCAGGGAGGCACACUUUUCGGGAUUGAAGAGGUUGCCUUCCCUAAUUUGACAGAACUUCAUAUAUGUGGUCUAGCCAAAAUAAAGCAUGUAUGGAGUAAAGACCCCCAAACAAUUCUCAGGUUUCAAAAUCUACAAGAAAUAAAUGCUCAGAAAUGUGCAAGUCUUAAAAGUUUGUUUCCAACCUCGGUCGAUGGAUGUCUUAAGCAAUUGAAGAAAAUUAGAAUUAAUAAAUGUGGGGUGGAGGAAAUUGUUGGGGAUGAAUGUGGAGAAGCCGUGGGAAGGACGUUGGUGUUCGUGUUUCCUCAAGUAACUUCUUUGGAUCUCGCAAAUUUACCGAGACUUGAGUGUUUUUAUAAGGGAGUGCAUAUUUCAAAAUGGCCGAUGCUGGAAUCAAUGUCGAUUGAAGGAUGCGAGAAAGUUGAAGUAUUUGCUUCUGGACUUGUGAAUGAAGAAACAGUUGAAGAGAGGCAAUCUCAUAUAUCAAUUAAACAAUCCCUUUUCCUGGAUAAGAUGUCAUUCCCAAGCUUGGAGAUAUAGGAAAUUUAUAAAAUGGAAAGUUGGAAAUCAUAUGGUACGGGCAAGUCGCCGCAAGUCCAACUACACUACUGUGGCUCGUUAGAAGGUGUACUUGAGCAACAUGAGGGGCAAAAUGGUCAAGAAUCCCAUGCUUUAACAGCGACUCAACUUCUAAGAGCGAUGUAUUUGAGUUCCCUGCCAAAACUGAGAAACGUAUGGAAUAUCAAGGACUCCCAUCAACGCCAUAUGUAGUAUGUACAGCUUUCAACGCCAAUUUUUUCUGCUCUGUCCUGUCUUUAAUUGAAACAGAUUUAAGUUGUGUUUGGAUAGUGAGAUAAUCUCAUAUACUUUGUAAAUAGUAAUAAAAAAUUAAUAAUAGAAUAAUGAAUAAUAGUAUAAAAUAAGUAAAAAAUAAUGAUAAAAUAAUUAAUAGUAGUAAAUCCAGACCUAGCUUGAAACUAUUGAAUCUAUAUGGUCUAAUCAAAAUAGAGCAUGUAUGGAGUAAAGACUCCCAAACAAUUCCCUAUUUCAAAAUCUAUAAGUAAUCAUUGCUAGGAAAUGUGUGAGUCUGAAAAGUAUGUUUCCAGCAUGGAUCGGUAGAUGUCUCGAGCAAUUGAAGAAAAUUAAGAUUUAUAAUUGUGGGGGUGGAGGAAAUUGUUGCAGUUGAAGGAUGAGAAGUGAUAAAAAUGACGUUGGUGUUCCCUCAAGUAACUUCUCUAUGUCUUGAAAUUUUAGGGAGACUUAAGUGUUUUAACAAAAGAGUACAUGAUUCAAAAUGGCCGAUACUAAAAGAGAUGUGGAUUCUUUUUUUUCAAUAGAAAAACAUGCUUCAUUUAUCAA